AUGGAGGGCCCUUUGUCGGUGUUCGGGGACCGCACCACUGGGGAAGCGAUCCGCUCCCAGAACAUUAUGGCUGCAGCUUCUAUUGCAAAUAUCGUAAAAAGUUCUCUUGGUCCGGUUGGCUUGGAUAAAAUGUUGGUGGAUGAUAUUGGUGAUGUAACCAUUACUAAUGAUGGUGCCACCAUCCUGAAAUUACUGGAAGUAGAACAUCCUGCAGCUAAAGUUCUUUGUGAGCUGGCUGAACUGCAAGACAAAGAAGUUGGAGAUGGAACUACCUCAGUGGUUAUCAUUGCAGCAGAACUUUUGAAAAAUGCAGAUGAACUAGUCAAACAGAAAAUUCAUCCCACGUCGGUUAUUAGUGGCUAUCGACUUGCUUGCAAGGAAGCAGUGCGCUAUAUCAAUGAAAACCUAAUUAUUAACACAGAUGAACUUGGAAGAGAUUGCCUGAUUAAUGCUGCUAAAACAUCCAUGUCUUCCAAAAUUAUUGGAAUAAAUGGUGAUUUCUUUUCUAACAUGGUAGUAGAUGCUGUACUUGCUGUUAAAUACACUGAUUCAAGAGGCCAGCCUCGCUACCCAGUCAAUUCUGUUAAUGUUCUGAAAGCCCAUGGGCGAAGUCAGAUAGAAAGCAUGCUGAUCAGUGGCUAUGCACUCAACUGUGUAGUGGGAUCUCAGGGCAUGCCCAAGAGAAUAGUUAAUGCAAAAAUUGCUUGCCUUGACUUCAGCCUGCAGAAAACAAAAAUGAAGCUUGGUGUACAGGUGGUUAUUACAGACCCUGAGAAGCUGGACCAAAUUAGACAGAGAGAAUCAGAUAUCACUAAGGAGAGAAUUCAGAAGAUCCUGGCAACUGGUGCCAAUGUUAUCCUAACCACUGGUGGAAUUGAUGACAUGUGUCUGAAGUAUUUCGUGGAGGCGGGUGCUAUGGCAGUUAGAAGAGUCUUGAAAAGGGACCUUAAACGCAUUGCUAAAGCUUCUGGAGCCACUAUCCUCUCAACCUUGGCCAAUUUGGAAGGUGAAGAAACUUUUGAAGCUACAAUGUUGGGACAAGCAGAAGAGGUGGUACAGGAGAGAAUCUGUGAUGAUGAAUUGAUCUUAAUCAAAAAUACUAAGGCCCGUACAUCUGCAUCGAUUAUCUUACGUGGGGCCAAUGAUUUCAUGUGUGAUGAGAUGGAGCGCUCUUUACAUGAUGCACUUUGUGUGGUGAAGAGAGUUUUGGAGUCCAAAUCUGUGGUUCCCGGUGGGGGUGCCGUGGAAGCAGCCCUUUCCAUAUACCUUGAAAACUAUGCCACCAGCAUGGGAUCUCGGGAGCAGCUUGCUAUUGCAGAGUUUGCAAGAUCGCUUCUUGUCAUUCCUAACACACUGGCAGUGAACGCUGCCCAAGACUCCACAGAUCUGGUUGCAAAGUUAAGGGCUUUUCAUAAUGAGGCUCAAGUUAACCCAGAGCGUAAAAAUCUAAAAUGGAUUGGUCUUGAUUUGAUCAAUGGUAAACCAAGAGACAACAAGCAAGCAGGAGUGUUUGAACCAACCAUAGUUAAAGUAAAGAGCUUGAAAUUUGCAACAGAAGCUGCAAUUACCAUUCUUCGAAUUGAUGAUCUGAUUAAAUUACACCCAGAAAGUAAAGAUGAUAAACGUGGAGGUUAUGAAGAUGCUGUUCAUUCUGGUGCCCUUGAUGACUGAUAAUGAUAUAAUUUAUAAUUUUAGAUGCAGUGUCUUGUAUCUUGAGAGUUACACAUUAAAGUACACAAGGCUGAUAACUUGUGUUCCUGUGAACUCAGA
Molecule: messenger RNA, 1770 nt
Organism: Heterocephalus glaber (naked mole-rat)
Lineage: Eukaryota; Metazoa; Chordata; Mammalia; Rodentia; Bathyergidae
Product: T-complex protein 1 subunit alpha
Biological process (GO): protein folding
Molecular function (GO): ATP-dependent protein folding chaperone; ATP binding; ATP hydrolysis activity
Source: RefSeq, a predicted model, not a curated record